This is a messenger RNA of Penicillium alfredii, 1662 nucleotides long. RefSeq lists its product as uncharacterized. Lineage: Eukaryota; Fungi; Ascomycota; Eurotiomycetes; Eurotiales; Aspergillaceae. The record is from RefSeq and is a predicted model, not a curated record. Gene Ontology annotation, biological process: transmembrane transport. The transcript has 3 exons. Gene Ontology annotation, molecular function: transmembrane transporter activity. The coding region runs from base 1 to 1662 and encodes 553 amino acids.
AUGGGACGUUAUAAAAUAUCAAGAGAUAUCUUUGACGAUGAGCCCAAACCCAACUUCGGCGCCCGGACGAGCGUCCAGAGCGUGGACCUUAUGACUCCCCUUCCGACGCUGGGCAGCGCAAUCCAGUUAUUCGACAGUGGCUCUCCCUCGGAAGAAGAACGGCGACCCGAAGUACGGGACUGGCUAGUUUUUAUUUGCAUUGUUAUAUUGGCAGUGAUGGACUCCUUCGAUGCGACAGUUCUGAUUCCUGCCGUGCCUGAUCUGGCCAACACUUUCGAAAAACCGAUGGCUAGUACAUUAUGGGUCAACACAGCAUAUUUGGUGCUCGGCUCUGCGAGCCAGGUCUUUUUCACUAUGCUGUGCGAGGUCUUCAGUCACGGACCCAUUUGGAUCUUCGCUGUCGUGCUGACCACCAUCGGUACGGGCAUAUGCUGUGGCUCCAUGAGCUUGGUUGAAUUGCUGGUCGGACGCACAAUUCAGGGUAUUGGCGGCGGCGGUGCCAUGAGUCUAUGCUUCGUUGCCGUGGCCGAGUCGGCACCCGAGCCUAUCCAUUCGCGAUAUGCAUGCUAUAUCUUGCUGACUCGGAUGGUGGGAACAAUCAUGGGUCCAAUGAUUGGCGGUUUGUUUGUCGACUAUGCCAACUGGACCUGGGGAUUUUAUUUUAAUUUUAUAUUUGCGGCCCUCGGAUUGCUGGUCAUUCCGUUCGCCAUCGAUUUGCGGGUCUCGAAAAACAUUCCGAUGCGAAGGCUGCGCACCUUGGACUGGCCGGGUGCUUCUUUGGCUUUCCUGGGACCCGGCGCAAUUCUCCUCGGUUUGAGUUGGGGUGGCAUCUUCUACCGCUGGGAUCAAUGGCAGACUUUCACGCCGAUAGUAAUCGGCGUUGCAUUGAUUCUGGUACUGAUGGUGUAUGAGUCCAAGUGGGCAUUGCAUCCUCAGUUUGGAGCCCGCGUAUUCCGGUCUCGCAUGAUGGUCAUGACCUAUCUGGGAUGUUUCUUGCAUAGUUUUGUGAUGUUCUGCCAACUGCAAUAUUUCCCGUUCUAUUUUAUUUCCACAAAGUACAUGCUCACGGCGCUCUCUGGCGUCACUCUGGUGGCAAUCACAGGUUUUGCAAUCGGCCCAGCUGCCGUGGCUGGGGUCAUCCUGGCCACUGAGUCGCAUUGCGCACAAUGGAUAAUUACAGGCGGCUGGAUUUUGACUACCCUAGCAGCUGGCUGCUGCAUCCUUCUGGACGAAACCACUCCGACUGUGGGAUGGAUAUUCCUCUUUUUCACCGCAGGGCUCGGCCAUGGCCUGCUUCUUUCGGGGUAUAACAUUCGCAUCCAAAACACACCAAAGGACGCAGGUGCAUCGCCAAGCAACAGUCCGACAACUAUGGCAAUUUUUAUGAGGUCUUGGGGUAUGGCAGUCGCAAUUCCUGUUGGCGGCGCUGUGAUGUUGAAUUGUUUUGGGAUCGAGCUCGCGAGUAUUAACUUAGAUCGAGAUCUCGUGAACGCCGCGAACGGGUAUCUCAUUCUGAUGAGACAUGUGCAGAUGUCUGGUGAGCAGAGGGAAGCUCUCAAGACUGCCUCUGCAGGGGCAUUGCGGGUCGUGUGGGGGCUCAUUGCUGGGACUUCUGCCCUUGGGGGCAUCUCGUCGGCUUUUCUGUGGCGGAGGAGAUUAUAG